This is a messenger RNA of Trifolium pratense (red clover), 1141 nucleotides long. RefSeq names its product basic endochitinase-like. NCBI's taxonomy places the organism in Eukaryota, Viridiplantae, Streptophyta, Magnoliopsida, Fabales, Fabaceae. The record is from RefSeq and is a predicted model, not a curated record. Bases 36 to 953 code for a protein of 305 amino acids. Gene Ontology annotation, molecular function: chitinase activity. Gene Ontology annotation, biological process: carbohydrate metabolic process. The transcript has a single exon. Gene Ontology annotation, cellular component: extracellular region.
UAAGCUACAAGCUAAUUAAGAUAUAUUACAAUAUAAUGGGAAUGGGAAAUGAAACAUAUAGCCUUUCAAAUUCAAUUAUCUUUCUCAUAAUUUUUCUUACCUUUGUUUCUAGUACAAAUGGUGGAGACAUUGUUGUUUAUUGGGGUCAAAACGAGAAAGAAGGUUCAUUGACUGAAACAUGUAACACAGGAUUAUACGAAAUUGUGAACAUAGCGUUUCUGUCAACAUUUGGCGAUGGUCGUAAACCUCAACUCAAUCUAGCUGGUCAUUGUGACCCCACGUCAAACAAUGGUUGCAAGAUUUUGAGCAUAGACAUAAAAAAUUGUCAAAAGAAAGGCAUCAAAGUCUUGCUGUCAAUUGGCGGCGGCGUUGAGGGUUACACUUUGUCAUCAAAUGAAGAUGCUAGAAACGUCGGAGAUUACAUAUGGAACAAUUUCUUAGGAGGGAAAUCAUUUUCAAGACCAUUAGGUGAUGUUGUUUUGGAUGGUGUAGAUUUUGAUAUUGAAGUUGGUGGUGGUGAAGAAUUUUAUGGUGAACUUGCAAGAAGAAUUUCUCAACAUAAAGGGACCAAAAAAGUGUUCUUAACAGCUGCACCUCAAUGUCCUUUCCCUGAUCAACAACUCAAAGGGGCAUUAUCAACAGGAUUAUUUGACUUUGUUUGGGUUCAAUUUUACAACAAUGAUCCUUGUUUAUUUGAUUCUAACAACCCUGGCAAGUUCCAAAAAUCUUGGAUUAAGUGGAUUUCGACUAUUAAGGUUAGUAAGAUUUAUGUUGGUGUUCCGGCUUCACCGGAAGCAUCAACUGCUGAGAGUGGUUUUGUGGCAACUAGAGUGUUUAUAAAUAAAGUGUUGCCUUUUGUUAAAAGAUCAAGCAAGUAUGGAGGAGUGAUGCUUUGGGAUAGGUUUGCUGAUAAACAAAAUGGAUAUGGUAGGAAUAUUAAGGCCUUUGUUUGAUAUUUAGUUGCAACCAUGUUUGAGAUUUUCUUUACUUUGUUUAAUUUCUUGUAUCUAUAAAUAAAUGCAAGUCUCGUUGUAAUUAGUUUGAAUUGUUGAGUCAAGUUAGUUAAUUAAGUGUGGAUUAAAGUGGAAGAACAAUGAUGUUUGAAUCUAGUACUACUCAAAUCACUCCAUUAUCAAAUUUA